Armigeres subalbatus is the source of this 2475-nucleotide messenger RNA. RefSeq lists its product as uncharacterized. Gene Ontology annotation, biological process: DNA integration. The coding region runs from base 1 to 2475 and encodes 824 amino acids. The record is from RefSeq and is a predicted model, not a curated record. Gene Ontology annotation, molecular function: nucleic acid binding. The transcript is spliced from 2 exons. NCBI's taxonomy places the organism in Eukaryota, Metazoa, Arthropoda, Insecta, Diptera, Culicidae.
AUGCUGACCAACACUGCCAGCGCUUUUUUUUGGAAAGAGACCGUAACGGACGUUAAGCCUAGCACGUACAUUGUGCAGGUCAUGACCUUCGGAGCCUGCUGCUCACCAAGCACGGCACAGCUCGUACAAAAUCUGCACGCAAGUAAGUUCCAACAGGACCACCUGGCCGCUGUUGAAGCAAUCGUCAAGCGACACUAUGCCGACGAUACGCUUCUAAGUGUGGAACAUGAGGAAGAAGCUAUCGCACUGAAAAAAGACGUGAGAAAAAUACAUGCGUUGGCUGGAUUUGAAAUUAGGAACUGGACAUCUAAUUAUCCCGAAGUACUUGAGCAGCUGAACAAACCUUCAACAGCAGAGAAAAACUUCUGCAACGACAACUCGGCAGAAAAGAUCCUUGGAAGUGGUGGAACACGUCUUCAGACCACUUCACAUUCAAAAUAUCCACUCGAUUGGACGAGGUUCUUCUAUCGGGAAGCCGUCAGCCCACAAAGCGAGAAGCAGUUCGUUGCAUUCCGGGUCAGCGAGAUCCUGGAAUCAUCAGAUAUUCGGGAAUGGCUAUGGCACUGGAUUCCAAGCAAGCAGAACGUGGCGGAUGAGGGAACGAAGUGGAGCCCAAAUACUGAUCUAUCAGUUUCAGUUCGCUGGUUCAACGGUCCAGAAUUUUUAUGGAAGUUUGCUGAAUAUUGGCCUGCAGCGAAACAUCGCAUCGGAAACACUACCGAAGAACUUCGUCCACAUCUGUUGCUGCAUGUGAAGCUAAAUACAAGCAUAAUCGAUGCUCAUCGCUUCUCGAAUUGGCGGAAAUUACUUCGCUCUACCGCAUACGUUUUUCGCUACGUGCGCAACCUGAAUUUCUCCAUAGGAAAGAAGAAUCGCAUCACUGGUCCACUGCAGUGUCGGGAGCUGAGUAAUGCCGAGAACCUCUUGCACCGCGAAGCCCAGAAGGCUGCCUUUGCCGAUGAAAUUGCCAUUCUUUCCAAGGACCAGAACUCUGAGAACCCAUUCAAGUGUAUUCCAAGAAGUAGUCCGCUUUUUCGUCAAUGCAUCUUUCUGGAUGAAGCAAACGUCAUCAGAGUUCAAGGUAGAACGCAAGCCUGCAAAUACAUCACCAGCGAUGCAGCUCGACCAAUCGUCCUCCCUCGAACGCACCCAAUUACUAAACUUAUUCUCCUCGACUUCCACAAACGGUUCAACCACCAGAACCAUCAAACAACAAUUAACGAAGUGCGUCAACGCUACCAAAUCUCGAAACUCAAGGCAGCCUUUAGAGAAGUCUGUAAGGAUUGCCAAAAGUGUAAAAACGACCAAGCCUCUCCUCGACCUCCGAUGAUGAGUGACCUCCCUCCGCAACGCCUCGCCGCACACGCACGCCCCUUUACCUUUAUGGGUAUUGACUACUUUGGUCCUAUGACGGUCACUGUAGGAAGACACUCCGAAAAACGAUGGGGAGUUUUGGCAACUUGCCUCACAAUACGCGCCAUUCACCUAGAGCUAGCCCACACACUGACAACUGAUUCAUGCAUCCUAGCAAUACGAAACAUCAUGGCUCGCAGAGGAAUUCCUGCAGUUAUCUUCAGCGACCGUGGCACCAACUUUCAGGGUGCAAGUAAAGAGCUACGAGAAGCUAUGCAGAAUAUCGACCAGGAACAGCUCAUGAAUGAAUUCACCACAUCCAAUACCGAGUGGAGCUUCAUACCACCUGCCUCCCCGCACAUGGGCGGAGCUUGGGAACGUCUGAUUCGCAGCGUGAAGGUCAACUUGUCUAAGCUUAAGUGGGGUAGGCUUCCCACUGACGAGGUGCUCAAUAGCACUCUUUUGGAAAUCGAAAACAUAAUCAAUUCGAGACCACUGACUGAAAUUCCCACCGACGGCGAUGAAUCACUGGUGUUGACACCCAACCAUUUUCUACUUGGGUCAUCAAAUGGCCUUAAAUCAUGGGUGCCAUACAACGACACUCCUUCUGUACUCCGAAACAGCUACAGGCAAUCUCAAGUGAUGGCUAACGAAUUCUGGCAAAGCUGGCUGAGGGAUUACUUGCCUGUCAUCACCCGACGCACAAAGUGGCUCACCAAGGAGAAACCAUUGCAAGUGGGCGACGUAGUCAUCAUCGUAGAUCCUAAGGCUCCUCGCAACAGCUGGCCAUUAGGACGUGUUAUAGCCAUCAAACCAGGCUCGAACGGUCAGGUGCGUAGUGCCACUGUGCAAACGAGUCACGGUAUCUACGAGCGCCCAGCCGUCAAGCUCGCUGUUCUCGACGUUGGCGUAAGGGAACAAUACGCCUCAGGGGAACCUUCUACGCAUUCGGGGGGGACUGUUAGUGCGCCCGUCGAUCAGCGAGCCCAUUGUGCACCGUACACUACCAAUGUUCCCAUCGUUGUGCUACCAGUAAAUGACAACGUCCGUCAUCUACGUCAAAGACGAGUAAAUAACAACGUCCGUGUCAUGCAUGAUGAUAAGGAGAAAACGAUUAUCUAA